Molecule: messenger RNA, 2686 nt
Organism: Osmerus eperlanus (European smelt)
Lineage: Eukaryota; Metazoa; Chordata; Actinopteri; Osmeriformes; Osmeridae
Product: frizzled-1-like
Exons: 4
Coding region: 802-2427 (541 amino acids)
Biological process (GO): non-canonical Wnt signaling pathway; canonical Wnt signaling pathway
Cellular component (GO): plasma membrane
Molecular function (GO): Wnt receptor activity; Wnt-protein binding
Source: RefSeq, a predicted model, not a curated record
AACGAACAUGCAUUUGAAUCAGGUGUGUUGGAGCCAAGAAACAUCUAAACAUGCAAGACAGGGGGUCCGUGAGGACCAGGGUUGAGAACCACUGGAGUAGAGGAUUCGUCUGACACGAGAGACGUAAUACUAAAUGAGAAGCUGGUCUGCAGCGCCCGGUUCGCUGAAAGGGAAUCUGUGGCCUGGCAGAAACAGUGUGACCCAUCCGACCUAUGACCUUUGGCCCUGACCCCGAAGACCCAACUAGCACGCAGGUUCAGCAGCUCAGAGGUCUCUGCAGCCUGCAGGGUCACCGGGCCAGCUGUGAGGCUGUCACUCCACAAUCGGCUUUAAUUUCACACCUCCUCUCCAGUGGGCACUAAUCCGCCCGGUUACAGCUACCCCCUGAGGGCCCAGCUGCAUGAGUCAGGCCUGGUCAGACUUCUACUCCAGCAUCCAAAGAUUACAGCUAUUGCAGCCACGGUGCUGCAUUUCACCAAAUAUCAUAAUGGCUCCACCCUUCUUACCAGAGAGGCGCCUGCUUGGAAACUGGAUUUCAUACAGGAGAACAGUUCCGAACAGGAUAUGGCUAAAGAUUUACACGGCACGGGGCCAAUCUCCGUGCAUUUUGCUGUUUAAAAUACAAAACGUAAAUGUUCGUUAACAUUUAUGCAUCUUAAACAGGGUUUCUUUGUCUCAUUUGGGGCAAACGAAGUCAAUAGCGAGCUCACAAACGUGUUGGUGUAUGAGUGCGGUAGCAGGAGCUUGAGGUGAGGAGGGACUGCUGAAAUUGUCAACAACACAGGAUCAAAAGUUUGGAAGAUGCUUUUUCAUAUAUCGUUUGUUUUUAUUCUUGGACUUUUGGGAGCAGUGAACAGUCAGUAUGGCGAGCGGGGAAUGUCCAUCCCCGAGCACGGCUUCUGCCAACCAAUUUCAAUCCCACUCUGUACGGACAUUGCUUACAACGAGACAAUUAUGCCGAAUUUACUUGGACAUACUAACCAGGAGGACGCGGGGCUGGAAGUGCACCAGUUUUACCCGCUAGUAAAAGUGCAGUGCUCCCCUGACCUCAAGUUUUUCCUGUGCUCCAUGUAUGCCCCUGUGUGUACGGUGCUCGAACAAGCCCUGCCUCCGUGUAGGUCGCUGUGUGAGAGAGCAAGGCAAGGUUGCGAGGCACUGAUGAACAAAUUCGGGUUCCAGUGGCCGGACAGUCUUGCUUGUGAAUCUUUUCCCGUUCACGGAGCUGGCGAGCUGUGCGUGGGACAGAACAUGUCUGACAGCGCGCCCAUUAAACCCACCCUGGAUGUAACAGAAGCGCCUCACGGCCAUAGGAGCGUAAAGGAGGAAUUUAAAUGCCCGAUUUCCUUGCGGGUACCCCCGUAUUUAAACUAUCGUUUCAUGGGGGAUGAUGAUUGCGGUGCGCCUUGUGAACCGUCGAAACCGUAUGGAAUGAUGUACUUCAACGAGGAAGAGUUGAAAUUCGCCAGGAUUUGGAUCGGCAUAUGGUCAGUGUUGUGUUGCGCAUCCACCUUGUUCACAGUUCUGACAUACCUGGUGGACAUGAAGAGAUUCAGCUACCCUGAGAGACCCAUUAUCUUCCUCUCUGGCUGCUACACCAUGGUUUCCAUGGCAUACAUAGCCGGUUUCUUGCUCGAGGAUAAAGUGGUUUGUAAUGACAGAUUUGACAGUGACCUAAGAACAGUUGUCCAAGGUACUAAAAAGGAAGGAUGCACCAUUUUGUUCAUGAUGUUAUACUUUUUCAGCAUGGCGAGCUCUGUCUGGUGGGUCAUUCUGGCACUGACCUGGUUCUUGUCUGCUGGUAUGAAAUGGGGGCAUGAGGCCAUCGAGGCGAACUCCCAGUAUUUCCACCUGGCAGCGUGGGCGGUGCCCGCUGUCAAAACCAUCACCAUCCUAGCGGUGGGCCAGGUGGACGGGGAUGUGUUGAGUGGCGUGUGCUUUGUGGGCAUCAACAGUGUGGGCGCUCUGAGAGGAUUCGUCCUGGCGCCUCUUUUCAUCUACCUUUUCCUUGGUACCUCUUUCCUCCUGGCCGGCUUUGUCUCUCUCUUCCGGAUCCGGACUAUCAUGAAGCACGACGGCACCAAAACCGAAAAGCUCGAGAAGCUUAUGGUCCGCAUCGGAAUUUUCAGCGUUCUCUACACCGUUCCAGCCACUAUCGUCAUCGCUUGUUAUUUUUACGAGCAGGCAUUUAGGGAACAGUGGGAAAAGAGUUGGGUUAGUCGGACUUGUAAGAACUACGCCGUCCCUUGCCCAGCUCACCACCAUCCUCAGACGUCCCCAGACUUCACCGUGUUCAUGAUCAAGUACUUGAUGACUCUGAUCGUGGGCAUCACUUCCGGGUUCUGGAUCUGGUCAAGCAAAACCCUUAACUCCUGGAGGAGAUUCUAUACAAGACUCGCGAGCACAAAACAGGGUGACACGACAGUGUGAGAUAAUGUUACACAAAUGCUCACACACUGAGAAGCAGCCAUGGCAAAAGUGACACACACACACAUCACAAAAACUGGAGUAGCCAAGUCAGACUAUUUGUAUUGCAGAGUCAAUACAUUUUCUGUCAAAAACUCUGUCUUCAUGUGAAAUUGCCAGUCAUUGCAUUCAGAAAUGUUCAAUUUUUGGUGACUUCUUACUGUGUGAAGUUGGCAAAUCCUCAUUGAUAACAAUGUAAAUGGUAUUAAGCUCAAGUCUAUUG